Dioscorea cayenensis subsp. rotundata (Guinea yam) is the source of this 1438-nucleotide messenger RNA. Its product is annotated as trihelix transcription factor GT-1-like. The record is from RefSeq and is a predicted model, not a curated record. Bases 139 to 1248 code for a protein of 369 amino acids. NCBI's taxonomy places the organism in Eukaryota, Viridiplantae, Streptophyta, Magnoliopsida, Dioscoreales, Dioscoreaceae. The transcript has 5 exons.
AGUCACUGCCUGUGAGACUUCACUCCAAAAAUCCCUCCUUUUUUUCUCUUUUCCAUCCCCAAACCCUCAUCAUCCAUGGCAUCUCCUCCUCCUCAUCAUCCUCCUCAUCUCCCCUCGAAAUCCCUCGCCUUCUAGAUCAUGUACCUGUCGGAGAAGCGCCGCCCGAUCGAGACGAUGCUUGGAGUCAUCGCCAACGCCGCAAUCCCUACCCAGCAGCCGAUGAUCAUGGCGGACAGCAGCGGGGGUGAGGAGCACGAGAUAAAAGCCCCGAAGAAGCGCGCUGAGACCUGGGUUCAAGAAGAAACCCGUAGCUUGAUCGGUUUCCGCCGAGAAAUGGAUGGCCUUUUCAACACCUCCAAGUCGAACAAGCACCUCUGGGAGCAGAUCUCGGCCAAGAUGAGGGAUAAGGGUUAUGAUAGGUCUGCGACGAUGUGCACUGAUAAAUGGAGGAACUUGUUGAAGGAGUUCAAGAAGGCGAAGCAUAGGGAUAGAGGGAGCGGGUCUUCUAAGAUGUCUUAUUACAAGGAGCUUGAUGAGUUGCUCAAGGAGAGGAGCAGGAAUGGUAAUUACAAGAGCCCGGCGAACUCUAAGGUUGAUUCAUACCUCCAGUUCUCAGAUAAAGGACUUGAAGAUGCCGGUAUUCCAUUUGGACCUGUAGAAGCUACUGGUAGGUCCGAACUCAAUUUGGAAAGACGUUUGGAGCAUGACCCACAUACUCUUGCCAUAACAGCAUCUGAUCCAGUUGCGGCCAAUGGAGUUCCCCCAUGGAACUGGAGAGACAACUCAGCUAAUGGUAAUACACCUGCAGAUGGUGGAGAUAACCAAGCUUCUUAUGGUGGAAGAGUCAUUUUAGUGAAGUGGGGAGAAUAUGCUCGAAAGAUAGGUAUUGAUGGCACUGCAGACGCCAUUAAGGAGGCCAUCAAAUCGGCUUUUGGAUUAAGAACAAGAAGGGCAUUUUGGCUAGAGGAUGAAGAUGAGGUUGUUCGCAGCCUUGACAGGGACAUGCCAUUGGGAACUUACACUCUCCAUCUUGAUGAAGGGGUAACAAUUAAAGUAUGUGUCUAUGAUGAUACCGACCGCAUACCAGUACGAACCGAAGACAAGACACUCUAUACUGAAGAAGACUUCCGUGAUUUUCUCUCUCGGCGCUGCUGGGCUGGCCUCAGGGAGUUGAGCGGAUUUAGAACCGUGGACAUUUUUGAUGACCUUCGCUCCGAUUGCAUAUAUCAAGGCGUAAGAUCGGAUUAACUGGUCUCGCUCUGCAAAUCUAACUGUCUUUUGUGCCAGAUGAUUAUCAUAUCAUUCUGUAACUUAUUGUGUAUGCUCAUAACCAUUUUAAACAUAGGAGCCUUUCUUAGCUAAUGGUUGAGCAAUACAAAUGAAUUUAUCAAAAAUUAUCAAGUUUUUUGUUAAAUGAAAUUAUCUGGACUCGAUUCAA